Messenger RNA from Pyrus x bretschneideri (Chinese white pear), 1581 nucleotides. Its product is annotated as proline transporter 2. NCBI's taxonomy places the organism in Eukaryota, Viridiplantae, Streptophyta, Magnoliopsida, Rosales, Rosaceae. Bases 102 to 1451 code for a protein of 449 amino acids. Gene Ontology annotation, cellular component: plasma membrane. The record is from RefSeq and is a predicted model, not a curated record. The transcript has 8 exons.
UAAUUUAGUGGGAAAUAGGAACGUGGGAUAUUUGUAUAAUUAGAGGAGCUUUUGUGCUUGCUUUUGCUUUUGAGAUCUAAGCUUCUAAAUUUGUAGCUGCAAUGGAAGGAGAAGAAGGUAACACAAGAAACACCAAAGAAGCUUUGAGCACUGAAGCAGGCCAUAUAAAGGGUGACCAAGAUCGUCGAUAUGCCCUCCCAUCUGCUCAUACAAUUGGCCACGAUUCAUGGCAACAAGUUGGGGUGAUGCUGGUGACAGCCUUUAACUGUGGAUAUAUAUUGAGCUUUUCAAAUCUUAUGUUGGUGCCUUUGGGAUGGACGUGGGGGAUCAUAUGCCUUCUGGUUUUUGGGCUCUACAGUGCCUAUGCAAUCCGGCUUUUGGCUGCUUUUCACUUCAUCGAUGGCCAAAGGUUCAUCAGAUACAGAGAUCUCAUGGGUUUUUUAUUUGGCAGGGAGAUGUUUUACACCACUUGGGUUUUCCAAUUUUUGACCCUUCUACUUGGAAACAUGGGUUUCAUUCUACUUGGGGGAAGAGCGCUCAAGGAAAUUAACUCCGAAUUCAGCGACUCACCAUUUCGGCUUCAGUAUUUUAUCGCCAUCACCGGAGUGACCUACUUUGUAUUUGCAUUCUUCAUUCCAACAUUGUCUGCAAUGAGAAGUUGGCUCGGACCAUCUACCGUUAUCACCUUCGCUUACAUUGUCAUACUCUUGGUGGUAGUGGUUAAAGAUGGGAAAGCUAACACCAAGAGAGAUUAUGCGAUCCAUGGAAACGAAGCAGACAGAGUACUCAAUGCCUUUGGUGCAAUUGCAGCUAUUAUCGUAUGCAACUCCUCCGGAUUGCUACUCGAAAUACAGUCAACUCUAAGAGCUCCUGCAGUAACAAAUAUGAGGAAAGCUUUAAAUCUGCAGUUUACCGUGGGACUGGUGUUUUACUAUGGAGUGAGCAUAGUAGGAUACUGGGCUUAUGGCUCAACUGUAUCCGAAUACCUUCCUCAAGAGCUAAGCGGUCCUAAAUCGGUUAAGGUUCUCAUAAAUGCCGCUGUUUUUCUACAAUCCAUAGUCUCCCAACAUAUGUUUGUGGCACCAAUCCACGAGUUCCUCGAUACCAAGUUCCUCAAACUCGAUAAGAGCAUGAACUCAAAAGGAAAUUUGAAGCGCAGAUUGUAUGUUCGAGCCCUCCUCUUUGCAGUAAAUACAUUUGUAACAGCAGCUUUUCCUUUCAUGGGGGACUUUGUAAACUUGUUUGGAUCCUUUACACUCGUUCCUCUAACUUUCGUGUUCCCGAGCAUGAUUUUCAUCAAGGUGAAGGGAAAGGCAGCUUCACUGGAGAAGAUUUUAUGGCAUUGGUUCAACAUCGUUAUUUUUUCGCUCCUUGCCAUCGUCACCACAAUUUCUGCCGUUCGAUUGAUAGUCAACAAUGUUAAGGAAUAUAGUUUCUUUGCAAAUACAUGAAGUACAUGUAAAUACAUUGCUGCAAUAUUCUUAUUUCAAAAAAACAGAGUUCAUGUAAAUAUAUUGCUGUAAUAUUUAUACAAGGCCGCGACAUGGUACAUCGAAUAUAUCACAAACUUUUCAAUGCCAA